Stegastes partitus (bicolor damselfish) is the source of this 1245-nucleotide messenger RNA. It is a transcript of the gene psmg2, whose product is annotated as proteasome (prosome, macropain) assembly chaperone 2. The record is from RefSeq and is a predicted model, not a curated record. The coding region runs from base 137 to 925 and encodes 262 amino acids. NCBI's taxonomy places the organism in Eukaryota, Metazoa, Chordata, Actinopteri, Pomacentridae. Gene Ontology annotation, biological process: proteasome assembly. The transcript has 7 exons. Gene Ontology annotation, cellular component: cytosol; nucleus.
AAGGCCCCCAACACCCGGCAUGAAAAUAGAAGUGAAAGCUGCCGGGAAAUUAUCAUUUUUUAGCUCAUAUCACCACGUUUAAAUCUUGUAGUCGGUUUAUAUUUUAUUUCUUAGCGUCUGCUGACCAAACGGCAUCAUGUUUAUUUCUUCACAAAACUCAGCGCCCUCCUUCAAAGAUUUCACCCUCGUCAUGCCAGCAGUAGCUGUUGGAAAUGUGGGUCAGCUGGCAGUGGACCUCAUCGUGUCCACGCUCAACAUGAGCAGAGUCGGCCACAUGCACACAGACUGUCUCAUCCCGAUGGCUGGAAACAACCCGUACGCAACCUGUAAAGAAGACGCUGAGGAGCUGCACACUCCUGCAGAAGUUUACACAGCAGCAGAACUAAAGUUGGCAGUUCUUCAGAUCAGAGCCCCAAUUGUUCAGACAAAGUCCAAAAAGUUCCGCCAGCUUCUCGUAUCUUGGAUCAAAGCCAGCGGGUUCUCCAAGACUGUUGUUCUUUCCAGCAGUCACGCCUACCAGAGGGACGACCAGCAGCUAAAAGGCACUCCUCUGAGGUACCUGGUCACGCCGUCCCUGCUGACGGUGAGUGAGGACGCUCUGAAGGAGCUGGGCUGGAGGGAGAUGGAGCGAGUGUCGGCCUUCCCUGGACUGACAGACACCAACACAGAACCAAGACUCUACAUCCCCGGUGGAGGCAUCACCAAAGGACUUUACACAGAGAGCUGUACGGAGGACGUCCCGCUGGCCGUGCUGCUGCUCUUCUGUUCAGAGGGCGACAACAUUCCAGACGCCUUCACCCUCGUCAACCAUCUCAACGACUGGCUCCAUCUGCUGGACAGUAACAGCCAAGAGCCAAACAAAUGGAAAAUCCCGACUUCCUGGAACCUCCUUUUUGGAAGCGGCAUCCCUCCUGCGCUGUUCUGAUACAAAAAGUGUUUCUGCUAUUUUUAGCUUGUGGUCACCUUCGGAAGAAUUCAGCGGAGUUCCAUGACAUGCCAGCGUUUACUCUGCAAACUUCUGCUUUAGAGUAACACACCUGUAAAUCAACACCACAGACAUCUUUGCUCUCUUGACAAUGCAUCAUUUCUGUCUCUUCUGUCUCUGUCUUUGAUAUAAAUAUGUGCAAACAUAAAAGUACAUUUACAGGAAUUGACUCAAACAUGCACUUAAAAUACUAUUUCCUAGUUUUGCAGCAUUUAAAUGUUCCCUUGUGUUUUUCAAUAAAAGAUUGUGAUGAGAAUCUA